This is a messenger RNA of Colletotrichum orchidophilum, 1989 nucleotides long. Its product is annotated as SAP domain-containing protein. Bases 1 to 1989 code for a protein of 662 amino acids. Lineage: Eukaryota; Fungi; Ascomycota; Sordariomycetes; Glomerellales; Glomerellaceae. The record is from RefSeq and is a predicted model, not a curated record. The transcript has a single exon.
AUGAAUUGGAGCAAGCAAACCGUCGUUCAACUCAAGGCCGAGUUGAAACGCAGAGGACUCGCCACCGCAGGUCUCAAGCAGGAGCUUGUUGAUCGACUCACCAGCAACGACGAGGCCGCUGAGGAAGAGGUUCAGGAGGAGGAAGCCUCUCCAGAGCCCGAGCCCCAACCCGCAGAGUCUUUAGAAGCACUUGCCGACCCUGCCCCCAUCGACACCACCACUGAAGAUGUCGCCGUCGCCGAUUCCGAGAUCACAUCUGCUGAAGCAGUUGUAACAAGCACACGGCCCAUCCCGGAGCAAUCAGUAGUCGAGCCGGGCAACGAAGAUACGAAGACGAAAGUUCCAGAAUCAAUCGCCGCCGCGAACCCUACGCCUCCUGGCCCCGCCGAGAUAGCGCAAGACGCGCAGAAACGAAAGCGCCGAUCUCAGAGUCCUGCCGAAUCGUCUGAGUCGAUUUCUCGCAAGCGCAUCAAGGCAGACCAGGAUCGCAUCGAGGCAGGCAAUACCGACAAUGCACCAAGCCCAGAGCCGGCCGGUUUCGCUGGUAUCAUAAACCAGGCCAAGGAAGUUGUGAAGGACACUUUGAAGGAGAGUCUGGAGGGGGGUAGCAGUCUUCUUGAAGAUGUCGCAGAGGAUGCAAAGAACACGUUGAAAAACAUUGAAGAACUCAAUGAGGGCCACUCUAUCGAACAGGAUCAGCCGACAACGACAAAAGCAAUCGCCGAAGAAGACACGGAAAUGGUGACGCCUCGGGAUGAACUCAACGGAAAGGUGGACGCAGGCUCAGCGGCCGACCAUGGCCACCGCCAGGCAUCCGUCCAUGAUGAGGAGCACCCGGAAGACGGUCCGGUCACUAAACAAGGGCGGCAUGACAUUGCGCCAACAGACGACAAUGGUGCCAUGGAGUACGAAAGAACGGUGCAGCCAGCUAUCCACCCUGCCACCAGAGCUCUCUACAUCAAGAACCUAAUGAGACCACUCAAGGAAUCCAUGGUUCAUGACCGGCUGGUUGAGUUGGCGACUCCUUCUGGCGCCGAGCCGAACUCGGAUGAUAUCGAAGAUGUCUACCUCGAUUCUAUUAAGUCUCAUGCAUUUGCUGUGUUCAGGACGACGACACUGGCCUCGCGUGUCCGCAACGCUUUGCAUGACGUCACUUGGCCAGACGAAAGUAACCGCAAGCCGCUGUCGGUUGACUUUGUGCCACCAGAGAGGGUGAGGGAUUGGAUCCAGGAGGAAGAGGCUGCAGGGAAAUCCAACAGAAGCGCUCGGUGGGCGGUGCGGUACGACACAGAGGAUGAUGGAUAUGUCACCGCCCGCCUGGUCGCUGGCAACGGCCCGGCACCGGCUCUAUCUGCUCCCGAGCCAGUCAGAAAUACACCUCCUGGACCCGCAGUUAAGGAUGUCAACGCCAUUCCUCUCGGCCCUCGUGGCGGUCGAGGAUUUGAAGGUGCUCCCUUAGGUCCCAGAGGAGACUCGCAGCGUGGGCCUGGUCCGAGACCUCCACGAUUGAUCGAAAACUUUCCCGGAGGUCCUGUGCAAACUACGCGAGCUCAUCCUUCGGUUUCCUAUCAGGCCGUCUCAGACGAUCUCGUCAGUAGACGACUGCGGAACAUGCGGUCUUACUACACUAAAGACAUUGACCGAGAUAUGGGCCCAGAGACUGAGAUCAACCGCUAUAUCUUUGAAGAGGGAGAUAAGUUUGUCGACCGCGGUCACGAGAACUUUGUCGGCAUCCGACCUCCGCAUAGAGAAGCUGAGCGGCGCCGACAGAUGGCUGGCGGGGGACCCCCGCCGAGGGGGCCGCCUCCUUCAGCGCGUGGCGGAAGGCGUAGUGGUAACGGCCGUCGAGGCCCCCGGAUGGUCAGCGACAGAUAUCUGCCAGGUAUCAACGAGAGCGGUCCCUACCGCCAGGGCGACCGCGGAAACUUUGGCCCUCGUCCCGACAGCGGCCGCCGUUUCCGUUCUGACGAUCGUGGCAGCUGGCAUUAG